Messenger RNA from Durio zibethinus, 826 nucleotides. RefSeq lists its product as uncharacterized. The record is from RefSeq and is a predicted model, not a curated record. NCBI's taxonomy places the organism in Eukaryota, Viridiplantae, Streptophyta, Magnoliopsida, Malvales, Malvaceae.
ACCUGCAUACCUGCCUCCUGGUCAGGAUAUGCCACCUGCAUCACCACAUAAACCUGGGGGUCAACCUCCUGCGGUAGCAGGAAUUCCAGUGGGUCCUGGUAGUGGCGAGGGUUGGAGAAGUGGCCUUUUUGAUUUCAUGGAUGAUCCGAUGAACGCUCUGAGUACAGCUUUAUUCCCAUGCUUGACAUUCGGUCAGAUCGCUGAAAUUGUGGAUGAUGGCCACACAACUUGUGGAACCAGUGGACUGCUUUACGGUGCGAUCGCCUUCUGCAUUGGGAUGCCUUGCCUAAUGUCAUGCACGUAUCGAACCAAACUAAGAAACAAGUUUGGGCUCCCGGAGGCUCCAGCUCCGGAUUGGGUUACUCACUUCCUUUGUGAAUGGUGUGCUCUUUGCCAAGAGUACAGGGAGCUUCAACAUAGAGGCUGGGAUCCUUCUAUAGGAUGGCAGGGAAACCUGGCAAAGAACCAGAUGCGGCAGCAGGCAAUGGUGGCACCGACGAACCAAAGAAUGAUGGCUUGAUGAUGAGAAACUGAUCUUUCGAAUGGUUUUGAUUUGUUUUUUUUUAGUAAUGUUUCUGGUUGGAUUGUUAUAUUUUGAGUCAAAUGCUCCCAAUUUAGUUUCUGUUGAUAAAAUAUCUCAACGAGUGUGUUCGGUUGUAAACAUGUAAUUGCUUUCAAAAGGAAAUAUUAUGUUUCUUAUUUAAUAAUUAUAAACUACUAGAUCAUGACAUACUUAUUACUGGGUGAAAUAAAAUAUUAAGUAUAAAUAAAUAAAUAAGAAGUAAUUAACGAACUAUCGGAUAAUUUGUUAUUAGUGAUAUUUUCA